Sorghum bicolor (sorghum) is the source of this 769-nucleotide messenger RNA. RefSeq names its product cysteine-rich and transmembrane domain-containing protein A. NCBI's taxonomy places the organism in Eukaryota, Viridiplantae, Streptophyta, Magnoliopsida, Poales, Poaceae. Gene Ontology annotation, cellular component: plasma membrane. The coding region runs from base 155 to 454 and encodes 99 amino acids. The record is from RefSeq and is a predicted model, not a curated record. The transcript has 3 exons.
CGGCGCCGUGGCUAUAAAUUAAAGUGCCUCCGCCUCUGGCUCCAUCCGCCAUCCUUGCCUCCUUGUCGAUCAUCGCCUCCUGCUCGGCCGGCUUCCCCCCACCCCGGCCGCCUGCGUUGCACCGAUCGCCGAUCCAGCUCCUCGCCGACCGGCCAUGAGCUACCAGGCUCCUCCUCCCGGCACCGCCGCCUACCCGCCGCCGGGCACGGCCUACCCUCCGCCGGGCCAGCAGGCGUACCCUCCGCCGGGCCAGCAGGCGUACCCUCCGCCGGGCCAGCAGGCGUACCCGCCGCCUGCCUACGGCGCGCCGCCACCCAUGGCCGCCGGCGGGUACCCGCCGCCGCCGCCACCGCAGCAGCAGCAGCAGGACUCCAAGGGCGGCAGCAACGACGGCUUCUUGAAAGGAUGCUUGGCCGCGCUCUGCUGCUGCUGCAUGCUCGACAUGUGCUUCUGAGACUGAGUUGCCGUCAGGGAUGCAUGGGGAUGGCGCGUCCAGAUUCAUCCUGCAGUCAGGCGAAUGCGUGGAGCUGUUUUUCUGAAUCAUGAUUAUGAUGCAUCUUUGUUUCCAUCUCCAUCUUGUGUAUGUUUUUCCCGUGCAAUGAAUCUAUAAUCAUGCAUGGACUUCACUAGUUAAACCAGCUGGGAUUUUCUGGUGUUCAUGUGCGUGUGCGCUUGAGCUCUGAAAACAUUUUCGAUCAGAUUUGUAUUUGUACUCGGUUUGUUCCUUAUUAUCGCCGUACUCUUCAAUCCUCAUUGUCUCCUUCGAUGA